This is a messenger RNA of Lymnaea stagnalis (great pond snail), 3118 nucleotides long. The record is from the annotation of a GenBank genome assembly. Lineage: Eukaryota; Metazoa; Mollusca; Gastropoda; Lymnaeidae.
GCUUAACUUGAUCACUGCUGUUAUGUGCAUUCAGACGGUCACUUUACUUGCUUGGAAUAUACAAAUAGAUACGUUGUUUACAUUGACAUACAAUUGUUUAUAUGGAAAUGUGAGAAUAGUGACAUUAUCGUGUACAGAUUAACUUGCCGAUACUACAAUGUUAGGUGUAAAUAGCAUAAAUAUAUUAAAUAUCAGAAUUGACAUUUCAUCUCUAUUUGAAUAUCGUUCUAGGAUACAUCUACGUUGUGCUGUUUAGCUCUAAGAAAAAACAAACAAUACAUUCGUCAUUUAAGUGACAUGGCGCGCUCGCUCAUCGUUCAUCAUGUCUGCAGUUACGUUCUCGCCUGGAUUGUGCUGGGAGGAUGUGAACAGAACAUUCCAUCAAUGAACGGUUCGGCAACAAUAUUUUUCAAACAUAUUGACGACCUAUAUAUAUACGCAAUGAAUUAUACAAUGUUAAAUAAGUAAGUUUUAAGAAUGUGUUAUAGCCUAUGUUUAAUUUCAAAAUAAAUGUGUGCAUGUGAUCAUCUUCUUUAAAAAAAAAAUAUGUGCCCCCAUUGAAUUUCAGUAGUAUAGGAAAUAGUUUUAUCUUUAACGAGGGGAAUUUUUAUACAUUUAACAAUUAUUUUUAACCAAACUUACAUGCCAACGCCCAAACUGAAUAAGGUUUUCAUAUUUUAAUAAACGGGCAGUGAUAACAAUUUUUUAAAUUGUUUUACUUCCAGAUUUUACGAAUGUCUGAGCUCCGACCAAACAAUAUCAUGCAUCGUGUCGUAUAGUAACGAUACAUUUCUGCACAAAGUCAUUGCUAUUGAACCAAAACCCAACGCCCAGAAAGUAAACCAGGCAGCAAAACAUGUUUAUGGAUGCGCUAUUAAUACAUCUGUAAACACAUUUACUUGUGAAAGAAUUUCUGAUGACAGCUGCAGCUUCAAGCGUUUCAACACAAGCACGUACUUUUCUCAUGGCUCUAAUGACAACGACAUUUGCAUCGGUUUAUUAUUUGAAUACUUGUAUGAAAGUUUAUCUUUGUCAAACAUGUCUGACUUUCAAAUGUGUAGUAAAAACCGGUCCGAGGAGCCAUGUGCCCAACCAACAACACCCUCAUCAACUCUAGCCCAGCAACCCAACAUAGGUGUUCAGUCCACAACAACCACAUUAAAUAUCACUCGGCAGCCAAGCAUUGGAGGGGACAACGAUCCUCUCCCGAUUAUAUUAGGAGUUACGGGUGCUGUCUUAGUCAUCACAGUUGUUGCCCUUGUUCUAUUCAUUUGGAGACGUAAACGUCUCAAAGGUAACAGUGCACAUUCAGGUGUCAGAACGGAGACUAAUUUGGACGAUAGAGAAAUGAACUCGCUGAACUGCGAUAGCGAUAAUACAGAAACUCCUCCAGUCAUUGAACCCCGUACUUAUAACAAUGACAACAUGUUUGAAAACCCUGAUGCUAUUGAUAUCGGAAAGGGAAUCGAAUGUUCUGGCAGUUUAAUGGCUGACACUUCAGAUAAAGUGACAGCAUCAACUCCUAAUAAUAAGUUAACGUUUAGUUCAACCCACAACGACACAGACAAGACACAAGAAAAGGAAAAUGUUAACGUCAAUUAUGGCUAUGUAGUUUACGAUCCCGUCAAAUCCCCAGCUCUUAAAGGAGAUACACGUGGAAGACAUUAUCAAGACAUGUUACAAAAGCAUGCAGACAUUACAGACAUGGUCAAAGCAGAAAAGAAAAAAAGUAGGCACGAUUCUCCCAAAGAAUGCCAUCCCCAUGUCGCCAAACUUCUCUCACCUAACGUUAUGCAAGGUAAUCAGACGCAUGAUUACGCCAAUAUCAAUUUAGCACACCCCGCGGUUGAACCCCCAAGCAACGACGCCUCUGCAGGUCAAGUGAUAAACAAAGAACCCAUACGCUCGGAGGAGGCCAGAGCUGGAACAAAUCCCAUUUAUCAUAAGUUUGGCCAAGACCGAAUAAAGUCCUUGAACCCUUACAAUAGUCUAAAGGACAGAGUCGCCGAUCAAGAUCAAAGUCAAGCUGAAGCCGUUCAGUUAACGCAUAAUUUCAAACACAUAUCAAAUGAAGCCGACAAGGCAAACGACGUUCAAAUAAUUGAACUAAACUUACAUGAAGAUCCCGGCUUUUUUGCUAACGAUUAUGCAGUUCUCAGUGGAGAGUUUCAUACAGAAGUACAAAACACCUCAGCUGAAUACAUCGGCUCUGGUGAUCAGAGAACUUCAAAUAUUUCUGCAAAACCUUAUUCCGAUUACGACCUUAUAGCGCAUGAGAUGAAUGUUGGGGGUUUGGGCGAUCCCAUAGAUCUCAGCAGAGUGUCUACUGGCAUCAUCAAAGCCAACAUAAACGUAGCGAACGGUUUCGACGUUACGGAAGCAAGUCAGGACAAGUUAUCCUAUGAUUACGCCAGUGUGCAGAAGAAGUCCAACAUUUCAGUAGGUGGUGAUACGACAUCAAACAAAAGUGUUGCACGUGAAAUAGUCCGCCCAGAGAACUAUCUGGGGGAGUCUGAGAAAGUCCGUGAUUUCAAGAACUCAGUUGACGACUACGAUGAUACGCUAUCUUAAUUUUACGCAUAUAUAAGUUGUUGGGUGUAAGUUGUUUGAUGUUGUUGUUGGGUUUUUACAUGUUAAAAUCUAUACAGUAAAAUUUAACAGCUAUAGUGGACGCUAAUAUUUCAAAACUAAAAUCUGAAAUAGUUUGAUGAGGGUUUACAAGAGCAAAACUCAAGGAUUUGACUCGAAAAAACUCCUAAAAAUAUUGAUUUAAAUUGUUGUUAAAAUGUAUGUGUUGAUUUAGCUUCGGGUUAUGUUCCUGUAGCUUUGCAAAGCCACUAUGUUUUGACAAAAAAUAUUACAAGGAGUAAGAAUUGGGCUUUGAAUGAGACAAAUAAUAUUCUAACAGCUAAUUAAAACACUUGACCAAGUUUGCUUUAAUGAGAAAUUAUAGAUUACGUGUGUCGAAAUGUGAAGGCUCGGAAAACAUACUUCUAACUUAACCAAGCAAACCAUACAUGUUUCAAUAUAACUAGUUUAAUUAAACUUUCUAUUUUACUCAGAAAUGCCAUCAUGCUAAUACAUAAAUUUGCCAUUUUUCGACGAUGCUGUUUAACCC